AUGUCUGAUGAUAGCAUUGAUGGAAAUUCACUUUUAAUACUUCUUCGAGAUGCUAUUGUACAACAUUCACCACUUAAAUAUAUUAAAGCCAUUCUUAGUUAUAAACAAAUAAAUAUCAAUGGGCCUGUUCGUCGUGGUCUUAGACCAUUACACUAUGCUGUGUUCGAGAAUGAUCUCGAAUGUGUUCGUCUACUCAUUGAAGAUCAUGGUGUAGAUGUAAAUGUUUUAGAUGAUGCUGGCUAUUCACCUUUACAUUUAGCAGCAAAAUAUGGCUUUAUUGAUAUUAUGCAUAUAUUAAUUGAUCAUGGUUCUCUUAUAAAUUUUCAUGUAGCAAUAAAUGAUUCUCAAGCAUGUUCAAUGGUUGUUCCUCACUAUGAUGUAAUUGUGGAGCCAUUGAGUCUUUGUUUAGAAAAUAAUCAUAUUGACUGUGCUCGUUUACUCAUUUAUUCUGGUGCUUAUGUUAAUCAACACUAUUUUCUUGGUUAUGAAAUAAAUUUAUUACCGUACGAAAAUCUUUCUGCAUUAGAAUUAAUUCUUAAACAUGGUGCGAAUUCAAAUGCCCUUUCUCGCAGUGGUAUAACACCCUUAAUUAAGGCUUGUCGAGAGGGCAAUAUAGGUGCUGUCACAUUAUUAUGUCGCUAUGGGGCUAAUGUUAAUUAUGUAACAAGAAAAUUCCGACAGAGAAAUGCUCUUAUUCUAACUGUUGAGUCAAAACGUUGUGAUAUCAUUGAAAUAUUAUUAAUUCAUGGAGGUUUUAUUAAUAAACAUCCUGAUUUAUGUAAUUCCCCUUUGGAAUUAGCUAUUCGAAAAGAUCAUCUUGAUACAGUCAAAUUAUUGGUUGCUUUUGGUGCAAAUACAAAUGAAGAAACCAACGAAGAUGUUGAAUGUGUAACACCAUUAAUUCUUGCUUGUCAAUUAUCAAAUUUAAAAAGUCAAUAUUCAAUUAUUAAAUGUCUUCUAGAAAAUGAUGCAGACCCCAACCAAUCUGUUUCUUUUAAUCCUCAACAUCAACAUCAACAUAUUCCAUAUCGAACACCUUUAGUAGCUUACAUUAAACAUGCUUAUGAUCGACGAUUAGAUAUGCGUAUUGUACGUCUAUUGAUUGGCUACGGAGCUCGAGUUUCAUUUUCAAGAGGACGAGAUAGUGUUCUCCGAUUUUUACGCCGUUUCCAAUCAAAUACAAAUUUAAUUGAAUUACUUUGUGAUGCAGCUUAUGUAUUUCAUCCAAGUUAUAUUGCUGAAUGUACGGAACUUGACGAAAAAACAAAACUAAAGAUAUAUCAAUGUGCCACAACGCCAUGUACAUUGAAAAAUAUUUUACGUAAACAAAUUCGAACACGUUUAUUUAAUUCACCAUUGAAGAUACGUAUGCAUCGAGCUGUGAACAAAUUGGAUUUACCGCUUUUUCUUCAACGAUACUUACUCUUCAAUGAUAUUUAA
Messenger RNA from Rotaria socialis, 1440 nucleotides. The record is from the annotation of a GenBank genome assembly. Lineage: Eukaryota; Metazoa; Rotifera; Eurotatoria; Philodinida; Philodinidae.